Molecule: messenger RNA, 644 nt
Organism: Neltuma alba
Lineage: Eukaryota; Viridiplantae; Streptophyta; Magnoliopsida; Fabales; Fabaceae
Product: calcium-binding protein KRP1-like
Exons: 1
Coding region: 158-505 (115 amino acids)
Molecular function (GO): calcium ion binding
Source: RefSeq, a predicted model, not a curated record
GCCGAUCACCCCAUUAUUCUCUGUUUCCCUGCUGUCAUCCCCUCACCCUUCAUUUCUUCUCUCCCCCUUCCUUCCCCUUUCCCUCUCUCCCCCUGUUUAAAUAUGAUUCAUCUUCCGCCCCCAACCCACCACAUCCGAUUCUCUCCUUCUACCUUCAAUGGCUGCUCUUCAAUUUCAAGACUUGCUUCCCGUGAUUGCUCACAAACUGGGAGGCCAAGGUCUCCUCACUGAGCUCUGCAAUGGCUUUCAGCUGCUCAUGGACAAACACAAAGGCCUCAUCACCUUGGACAGCUUGCGCAUCAACUCUGCUCUUCUUGGCCUGCAGGAUUUGACGCAGGAUGAUCUCUUCUGCAUGAUCUCCGAAGCUGAUCUUGAUGGCGAUGGCGCUCUCUCUCUCUUGGAGUUCUGCGUUUUGAUGUUCAGAUUAAGCCCGGAUCUCAUGCAACACUCCUCCUUUUGGCUUCAUCAUCCUCCUCAACGUCACCUCCCCAACUCUUCCUCCUGAUUGCCUCCCCCGUAACUCUAUUUUUUCCCCUCGGCGUAAAAGAUACGACGCCGUCUUCAUGCUUGGAAUGUUAACCUUCCCUUUUUCUCUGUUAAUUCACUAUUUGACUGGUUACUCAAGUCUUAAUUCUUUGCUUUUA